GCUAUUUACUCGGCAUUCAUGACCUCUUUACUGAAAAAAAAGAAAAAAAAAAAUCUGAAGAGGAAGGCGCGCGUUGGCUAUAAACGCGUCUGAUUCGCCAACUGUUUCUCUAGAAAAAUAAGGUUUUGAUGGUACCUGAAAUAUCGCACGAGUGACAAUCUCAUCGAUCUAGCCGAGUCAGGACUGCGAUCUGCGUCGAGAAGCUGCGGGCACAAGGCCGAGUUUUCAGACACUCAUUCCAACUUGACUCUUGACCCAACAUCCAUUUUGACCAUGAACUCGACGCCAUCACCUUCUUCACCGCCAUUAACCCCAGAAGGAUUUGCAUAUGCAGGACCUGUUUCAGACUUUUUGCCAGAGACGGAUUCAAAAACGAAUGAUCAGAAUGACUCAACGUCAACGGCGGCUGCAGGGUGUCACACCACAGGCACAGGCGGAUCUGGUUGCACAGCAGUAGUCGAACCCAAGGAGGCCAAAGACGGAGAAAAGUAUCUAAUCAAAGUUAUCGAGAUCCCUCAGCCUGCUGGACGGUAUCCUCCACAGAAGCGUGUCGCUAUCAGCUACUUCCGGAAAAAGUGGUAUGCCUUUAUCAACAUUUGUCCGCACCAAGGAUCAGCGCUGUCUCGAGGAUCCAUGAUCGAUAUCGAAGACAUGGGAAUCGUUUGGGGCGCCGGAGUGGCAUGUUCGCUUCACGACUGGACAUUCGAUGCACUUUCGGGACAGUCCGAUUCGACUCGCUUUGUAAUUGAUACAUACGAUAUUAAGGAGAUAGAAGGCCAUGUCUUUGUGAGCCAGGCACCCCGGAAUGCUCAUGUGGCUGGUCCACGGCGGGACUUUGGCGGCCGAGAGAUGAACUAGACCCAUGUCUUUUGAUUGAUGGUACAUAGCACAUUAUAGACCAAUAAAUGCAAUAUUAAAUCUUCUUACUUUGGCACGACAACAGAGAAAGAGAGAAGGAAAGAGGAAAAAAGGAAAAAAGGAGCAAUUGAG
Gamsiella multidivaricata is the source of this 990-nucleotide messenger RNA. RefSeq lists its product as uncharacterized. The record is from RefSeq and is a predicted model, not a curated record. Gene Ontology annotation, molecular function: 2 iron, 2 sulfur cluster binding. NCBI's taxonomy places the organism in Eukaryota, Fungi, Mortierellomycota, Mortierellomycetes, Mortierellales, Mortierellaceae. Bases 274 to 858 code for a protein of 194 amino acids. The transcript has 3 exons.